CGUUGUCCUCCAACACGAUGCCUGAGCCAGCUAAGUCCGCGCCCAAGAAGGGCUCCAAGAAAGCCGUCACUAAGGCUGCUGGAAAAGGCAAAGGCAAGCGCAGAAAGACAAGGAAGGAGAGCUACGCCAUCUACGUGUACAAGGUCCUGAAGCAGGUCCACCCCGACACCGGCAUCUCGUCCAAGGCCAUGAGCAUCAUGAACUCCUUCGUCAACGACAUCUUCGAGCGCAUCGCCUCCGAGGCGUCUCGUCUGGCUCACUACAACAAGAGGUCCACCAUCUCUUCCAGGGAGAUCCAGACCGCCGUCCGCCUCCUGCUGCCGGGUGAGCUGGCCAAGCACGCCGUGUCUGAGGGCACCAAGGCUGUCACCAAGUACACCAGCUCCAAGUAAAAUUCAAACAUCCAUGUAAACUCAACAAAAAAGGCUCUUUUAAGAGCCACUCACUCUUUUUAAGAGCGCAUCUCCUUGAUAUAUUUAGGUAUAUAACUGAGGUUCUAUUCACCAGUGGUUCUCAAUCUGAAUUAAAUGAUUAACACCCUGUGAAAAUGUUUUGUUUCAAGUACCUCCUAAUCAGAGCAAAGCAUUUUUGGUUGAAAUAUAACUGAUAAAUAAGUAGAAUACUAUGCAAUUUUCUUUUUUUUCAAUAUGUAUUACAGAGUAAAAUGUUCAUUUGUAGUGGUCUUUCUUGAACUAUUUGGAAAAAAGGUAUGAAAACAAUUGAAAACUUGCUGAAAAAUAACAAGUG
This is a messenger RNA of Nerophis ophidion (straightnose pipefish), 747 nucleotides long. Its product is annotated as histone H2B 1/2-like. The transcript has a single exon. Bases 18 to 392 code for a protein of 124 amino acids. Gene Ontology annotation, molecular function: protein heterodimerization activity; DNA binding; structural constituent of chromatin. Lineage: Eukaryota; Metazoa; Chordata; Actinopteri; Syngnathiformes; Syngnathidae. The record is from RefSeq and is a predicted model, not a curated record. Gene Ontology annotation, cellular component: nucleosome.